Molecule: messenger RNA, 873 nt
Organism: Salvelinus sp. IW2-2015
Lineage: Eukaryota; Metazoa; Chordata; Actinopteri; Salmoniformes; Salmonidae
Source: RefSeq, a predicted model, not a curated record
AUGGACAGAGCCAUCCAUCUGAAUGUGAAGUUCAAUGAUGACAAGAUACAGUACAUGGUGUUGUUUGAUGUCACUGUGACAGGCCAUGAGGUUGGCAGGAUUGUGAUUGGCCUGUUUGAAGACCUUCUUCCACUGAUUGUGAAUACCUUUGUGGGUCUUGCAACAGGGGAGAAAGGAUAUGGUUACAAAGGAAGUAAGAUUCAUCGGGCAAUCAAGGACUUCAUGAUCCAAGGCGGUGACUUCACAGCUGGAGAUAAGACUGGAGGUAGAAGCAUUUGCAACCAAUUUGCUGAUGAGAACUUCAAGCUGAAGCAACUGGGCAGUUGGGCCAGUAUGGCCAACACGGGCCCAGACACCAACGGCUCCUAGUUCUUUAUCACUGCGGCCAGGGCUCCUAGGCUGGACGGGAAGCACGUGGUGUUUGGGAAGAUGCUGGAGGUUAUGUCUGUGGUUCACACCAUCGAGCUCCAAGACACAAAUGACCGGAACCUGCCCUACACAGAGUGUGUCAUUGUCAACAGUGGGAAGACUGAAGUCAAAAAGCCAUUUAUUGUGGAGGCCCAGGUCCUUCCGUUCGACGUCCAGUCCUCCCAUGACCAUUCCUCCCGGUACCGUGCGUUGCUGGCUGCCCGUUGCCACGCUGUGGUCCGGGUUUGGUGUGGUUAUUCUGUAACGGUUUCUUCCAUAGUGAAGGGAGAGACCAAAUGCAGCGCAGCCUAUGGAGAGAAUCAGUGGGAUGAGGGCCCAGUAUUGGUGCCCGCCCAGCCCAGCCUGCCCCCCACUCGCCUGCAGGCUCAAUCAAUAACAGCUGAAUCCAUCUGCUUGGGCAGCAGAAUGCCACCAGAGGUCCACGCCAUGCAUCUUCCCCAUUGA